Messenger RNA from Tinamus guttatus (white-throated tinamou), 1468 nucleotides. It is a transcript of the gene TUBB1, whose product is annotated as tubulin beta 1 class VI. Gene Ontology annotation, molecular function: GTP binding; GTPase activity; structural constituent of cytoskeleton. Gene Ontology annotation, biological process: microtubule-based process. Lineage: Eukaryota; Metazoa; Chordata; Aves; Tinamiformes; Tinamidae. The record is from RefSeq and is a predicted model, not a curated record. Gene Ontology annotation, cellular component: microtubule.
GCAGCAGAAAGAGGACUUGUUCUAGGAACUGCAGCUAGAAAACCUGUGUUAGGCUGUAGCUACGGACAGGUCCAAGCUACACAAAAAUGCGUGAAAUUGUGCAUCUUCAGAUUGGCCAGUGUGGAAACCAAAUUGGAGCUAAGUUCUGGGAGGUGAUAAGUGAUGAACAUGGAAUUGACAUCGAAGGAAACUACCGUGGGGCUGCACCACUGCAGCUUGAGCGAAUUAACGUGUAUUUCAACGAGGCUUACUCUCAUAAAUACGUGCCCCGUUCCAUCUUGGUGGACCUAGAACCUGGAACUAUGGACAGUGUACGAUCUAGCAAAAUAGGCCCAUUAUUUCGACCUGACAAUUUUAUUCAUGGUAACUCUGGUGCUGGCAACAACUGGGCUAAGGGGCAUUACACAGAGGGAGCUGAACUGAUUGAAAACGUCAUGGACGUGGUGAGAAAUGAGUGUGAGAGCUGUGAUUGCCUGCAGGGGUUUCAGCUUAUCCACUCACUUGGUGGUGGUACGGGCUCGGGUAUGGGCACACUCCUCAUCAAUAAAAUCAGAGAAGAAUAUCCUGACAGGAUUAUGAACACCUUCAGUGUUGUGCCUUCACCCAAAGUAUCUGACACAGUCGUAGAGCCAUAUAACGCCAUCCUCUCCAUCCAUCAGCUAAUAGAGACCACAGAUGAAACCUUUUGCAUUGAUAACGAAGCUCUAUACGACAUAUGCUUCAGAACUUUAAAGCUCACCAAUCCCACCUAUGGUGACCUCAACCACUUAGUGUCCCUAACAAUGAGUGGGGUCACAACCUCACUCCGUUUUCCCGGUCAGCUGAACGCGGAUCUGCGGAAGCUGGCUGUUAACAUGGUGCCUUUUCCACGCCUGCAUUUUUUUAUGCCUGGCUUUGCUCCACUGACAGCUCGAGGUAGUCAGCAGUACAGAGCCCUGUCAGUACCAGAGCUCACUCAACAGAUGUUUGAUGCACGUAACAUGAUGGCAGCCUGUGACCCUCGUCGUGGACGUUACUUGACCGUGGCAUGCAUCUUCAGAGGCCGAAUGUCUACCAGAGAAGUGGAUGAGCAGCUACUGGCUAUUCAGACCAAGAAUAGUUCUUACUUUGUGGAAUGGAUCCCCAAUAAUGUCAAAGUGGCAGUGUGUGACAUACCACCACGAGGACUGAAGAUGGCAGCCACCUUCAUUGGCAAUAACACAGCCAUUCAAGAGCUCUUCAUCAGGGUUUCUGAACAAUUCUCAGCUAUGUUUAGAAGGAAAGCAUUUCUUCACUGGUAUACUGGCGAAGGCAUGGAUGAAAUGGAGUUUUCUGAAGCAGAAGGUAACACCAACGACCUUGUGUCCGAGUACCAGCAGUACCAGGAUGCCACAGCAGACGUCGAGGAAUAUGAAGAGGUAGAAGUGGAAGUUAGCCAAGAACAGGAAACGCUCUAGAAACAAUAGUAAUCUAAAAUGGACACUUCAAG